AUGCGGAUUGACGCCGCGCCAUCGCCGCCGCCGCCCUGCGGCCCGGUCAGCAUCCCCAAGCAGGGCAGGCCUGGCUGCGGCGCGAAGGGACGUCUUGCCGCGGAGACUUGGCUGGCCCCGCCGCAGGCGGCGGCACUGCCAGAGAUCUCUGCGGCGUCCACAGCCAGAAAGUUGAGUUGCUACGAGGACUUGGGCGACUUCGAUUUCUUGUGGAAGCAGCGCGUCGAGCCCUCGCAGAGGCUCGUGCCACCGUCCCGAGGGCGGCGCAUGUGGGACUGGCUGCUGCAGAGGGGCCCCGAGUAUUUGGCCCAGGGUGUCGUGAACUACGCGGCACGCUGCCCUGCCAUCCCCGCCUGCCCGCAGGCGACGUGUCCGUCCUGCCCAGGGCUGACGUGCGGGGACUGUGUGGUGCCGGCGUGCCCGGCGUGCCCAGCCUGCCGACCGAUCACGGUGCCGGCAGGGGCUGCCGCCUUCGCCGAGGCGGCUGGUGCUCGCGAGGAGGCCGCGAGCUGCGCUGAGCCUGGGUUGGGCUACCUCGCGUACCUGAUCUUCCUCCUCGGCGUCGUGGUGGGCGGCGUCCUGACGGCUGGAGGGCUUGCCGUGGGCGGGCUUUUGCGCCGGCUGUGCUGCAGGCCCGUGAAGCCUCUCUGGCACCAGCGCCGGGUGUACGGGGUGGUGGCGCACUCGGGUGGUAAGACCUACGUGGCUGCCACCGCCGACGCGCACGUCUACCCAGAGGACUGGUCGCCGACCUCAGAGGACGUGCUGGCGGUGCGCUGGUGCAGCGAGUUUCGAGAGCUGCCGGCUGGUCCUGUGGUCGGUGCCGGCGGAACAGGGGCCAUCGUGCCUGCAGGCGCCGGCCCUCCAGGCGCACCUCCUGUGCCGGGAGUGGCUCAGCCUGCCCCGGCCGGCGCCGCAGGUGCCCCCGCAGCGGCGGCCGCGCCCCCGCCCGUGCUGGUGGGGCCCUUGCAGGGCGUCGCGCCGGCAGCGCCUGCCGCAGGCGUCGGCACGUCGUGGAGGGCUGCCGAGAGCGGGGGCGGCUUCCGAUUCGGAGACCCUGUCCCAGGCCACGCGCGGAGCGCCCAGGCGAUCGGCUCGAAGGAUUUCCACCUCUUGCCGGACGGGACCGCCCUGUUCGUGGAAGAGGUGACCGCCGCGACUGAGGUCGCCUUCCUCGACAAGGGUGUGUUCGGCGACGCUCGCAUCAUGGCGGUCCGUCGCAACCGGCAGGGGCGGCGCGAGCGUACCUGGGCGGAGAUGGUCGCGGCCGCGGUGCAGGAGGAGUUCAGCAACGACUGGGACUUGCCCGGGCCAAGGUCCGUGCUGUGGUGCCUGGAGUUCAUCAACCAUGAGGGGCUCGGACUCGACGGGCAUCACGAGAGGUUUCGUGUUCAAUGUAAGUUGGAGUUCUCGAGUUGGGGCGUGUCCGAGCACUACAAUGUCACGCAGGCCUUGAAGUUCGGCCUCCUUCACGACCGGCUGGACGGCACCAAUCUGAUGAUGGUGGAGCCCAUGCUUCGCCGACUUCAAACGAUCGAGUUCGCGCACUCAGAGCGGGCUCGCGAGCAGGAGGCCAAGGGCUACGGAGGGAAGCUCAGCCUCGAGGAGCAGAUGGCCUUUGCGGGCACAGCCCGCGCAGGUGGCUCCCUGAUGAUCUGCCCUCUUCUGCUGGAUUACGUGCGGGGCGAGGUCGAGCGCGAGGCCUCGCUUGCCAAGAAUUUGCGCAAGGCCCGAGAGGAGCGAGAUGCUGCCCGGGCCAAGGAUAAGACCAAGAAGGAUGCCGGGUGA
Messenger RNA from Prorocentrum cordatum, 1788 nucleotides. NCBI's taxonomy places the organism in Eukaryota, Dinophyceae, Prorocentrales, Prorocentraceae. The record is from the annotation of a GenBank genome assembly.